CGCGUCCCGCCAUGGGCUGCUCCAGCAGCGCGCUCCACAAGGCCGGCGACAGCAGCCGGCUCCGCGGCGGGGUACCUGCAAAUGAGUGUGUUUCCAGUGCGGAAGAAAGUGAGUCUUGUGUCGCCCAACCCAAGCCAUGUGCUUUGGGAAGAGAAUCCGCAUUUUAUGGCAAGGUACAAAGUAAAAGCCUUCCACCAUUGGAGAGACCCAAGGCUUCAGUGGCACCUACAGCUAAUGGUGUUACACCCAGGCAUGAAUUGUCCUUGGUGCAGGAUGGAGCCGCUGGAAAGGAUGCCCCAGAGCAGACGGGACCCACAGAGAAGACUGGGCCUACGGACUUGCCAGAGGAGUCUGAGCUACCUCAACCAGGAGACAAAGAUGAUACCCCAGAAAUAGAGGAAACGAAGAGAGACCUGGAAGCAGCGACAGAGGUUCAGCCUUUGAAAGGAAGUGCUGAGACUGAGGCCCUGGGGACGGAGCAGAGCGGCUCGCUUGCAGCAGGGGAGAGUGUGGAGAACCAGCCAAACGCCGGAAUGCUAAAACCCCCGGGAAGAGCCGAGCGCAGUGUGCCCGUGCAGUCAGCUGGAGGUCUACCAGCCGGAGAAGCAAUGGAAGGUGACCAGCAUCCCCCGAUGCCAGAAGCAGUUCCUGAAGAGAACAACUCUCCAGAAAUAUCCGAAGGAUGUCAGUCCGUGGAAACGGUUGAACAACGGAGACUUCAAGAGACCUUGGGAGAGGAUGGACAGUCCCAGCUUCUCGAAGCGAUUCCCACCGGGGAAAAGCCUCCAGAAAUUCUAGAAGAGAGUCAGUUGGUGGAGAACAGCGAAGAGCAAGAACUUCAAGAAACUCUGGGAAAAGAUGAGCAGUCCCGACUUCAGGAAACGAUUCCCAAAGAGGACGCGGUGCGGGAAAUAUCAGACAGAAGUCAACUUGUGCAAACACCAGUAAUGAAAGAGUCCCUGCAUGAAAUUCCUGAAGCUCCUGGAGACAUGGAGCAGGUGGAACCUGAAGAAAUAGCUGGAAGCAGGGAGAAUCCAGCAGGAGCUACGGAGACAGCAGCUAGUGUGGACAUGACCAGAAACAGCCACGCUGAUGAAGAGGAGCAACACAUUGAAGGUGAGACAGGGGAAAAGGUGGAAGCAGAGAUGGAGAAUGAGAAAGCAAGUGAAGGGGCUGAAACAAAAGAACAAGAAACUGGAGAGGUUAUGGAUCUUUCAGCAGAUGGCCAUGGUGACCAAAGCACGAAUGGACACAGCGUGUUACAAUAGAGGGCAUGGGAAAAUGGGGAUGAUG
Messenger RNA from Jaculus jaculus (lesser Egyptian jerboa), 1293 nucleotides. RefSeq names its product glutamate rich 5 (gene Erich5). Bases 12 to 1268 code for a protein of 418 amino acids. The transcript is spliced from 3 exons. The record is from RefSeq and is a predicted model, not a curated record. NCBI's taxonomy places the organism in Eukaryota, Metazoa, Chordata, Mammalia, Rodentia, Dipodidae.